AUGGCUGCUUUGAAUCUGCUAGUUGAACAAGUCCUGCCUGCUAAUAUCAGCUUGAUAUUACUCAUUGGUAUCCUUAUCUAUGCUUGUAGCGUUAUUACUAUUCGCCUUUACUUCCAUCCCCUCAGCAAAUUCCCCGGACCACGGAUUGCUGCUGCGACCAGUUGGUACGAAUUCUAUAAAGAUGUCAUCCUGAGUGGACAGUACUCCAAAUCAUUUCCAUCGCUACAUGCGAAAUAUGGUUCUGUCGUCCGUAUUCAUCCCAAUGAACUUCACAUUAACGACAGUGACUUUUUCAAUAGAGUAUUCAAAAACGGAACGGACUUUUACAAGGAUCCUGCCUUCUUUGGCAGUAUUGGGUUCAAUGACUCCAUUGCCUUUCUCACCGAUCCUCACGAAUACAAGCUCCGUUAUGAUAUUGUGAAAACCCCCUUUGCAAAAAGACAUGUCGAUCUUCUGGCCCCCGAGCUGGAAAUGAUCGUGACAGAAGCUAUCAAUCAAGCAAAGAUCGCAGCGGAGACGCAGUGCCCGCUAAACAUUCAACAGCUCUAUCGUUGUGUCACGGUUAGUUCUUCAUCUUUGAACCUGGUGAUGUCGGGAACAGCCUGCCCGCCGUUCCUUUCCAGCAUAGACAUGUUUGCGGAUCGAUUCCAUCUGUUCAGAAGCUUUCCUAUCCUCGCCCGGAUUGCCCUUAACCUCCCUCCCAGACUGACGGACAUAGUCGCCCCGGGCUACAUCGACUUCAGACAGCGAUGUCUGGAGUGGAUGAGAGAUAUCUCUACAAAUCUUGCCUCAAGUGACCAAAAAGAGGGCAAUACCCGAAUGGCGGUUUUCAGUUCGCUUCUUCAAGCAGAGAAAGACUCUCCAUCGCGGUCUAUGGACGGGCUUGUUAAUGAAGCUUACUUCUUUUGCUUUGCUGGGACAGAUUCUACAAGCUACGCGCUAUCCUGCGCUACUUAUUACCUGCUAACGCACCCAAAUUCUGCAAAGAAGCUGAGAGAAGAGCUCGAGUGCCAGCCUGUGAACGCAGAUGGGAUUAUCGAAUACCAAUAUCUACGCAACCUACCAUAUCUGACCGCCGUGAUCAAGGAAUCACUUAGGCUGUCCUCUCCAGCUCCAUCCAGACUCCCGCGUAUUGUUCCCAAAGGUGGAAUUGAAGUUGAUGGCCAGUUAAUACCACCAGGAACAGCAGUCUCAAUGUCGACAAGGAUGAUCCACUUUGAUCCAGACAUCUUCCCCAAACCCGACGAAUUCAAUCCCGAGAGAUGGAUUGGCGAAAGCGGCAAAACACUGGACAAAUGGAACGUUGCAUUUUCCAAGGGAACACGCUCAUGUAUUGGCAUCAACCUUGCUUACCUUGAGUUGUAUGUUUGCCUUGCAAAUAUUUUCAACAAGACUCAGAUCGAACUAUACAACACAGACGAGAAAACUAUGGAGUGGAGUGACCACGGAGUGGCAAGAAAUGCGAAAGAUGUCCAUGUAUUGGUGAAGGGGGUCAAAGACUAG
Molecule: messenger RNA, 1503 nt
Organism: Aspergillus tubingensis
Lineage: Eukaryota; Fungi; Ascomycota; Eurotiomycetes; Eurotiales; Aspergillaceae
Product: cytochrome P450
Exons: 8
Coding region: 1-1503 (500 amino acids)
Molecular function (GO): heme binding; iron ion binding; oxidoreductase activity, acting on paired donors, with incorporation or reduction of molecular oxygen
Source: RefSeq, a predicted model, not a curated record